Molecule: messenger RNA, 1235 nt
Organism: Orbicella faveolata
Lineage: Eukaryota; Metazoa; Cnidaria; Anthozoa; Scleractinia; Merulinidae
Product: ADP-ribose glycohydrolase OARD1-like
Biological process (GO): peptidyl-glutamate ADP-deribosylation
Source: RefSeq, a predicted model, not a curated record
CUCCGCGGCAUUUCUCAGCUAUGACUGUCAAAUCUUAAUUUUGAGCAAUUCUCAACUAUUUGGUGUACCAGUUGCAUCCUAUACAGAUUGUCUUUCGGGGAGAAAGUUUUCUCCCUAGCGUCCGUUUAUGAAAGAAGAAUUUUGGUAGGGACGGGGAGAGGUCGGGGGUCGGCAAUGCCAUCAUGCGAUACGAUCGCACAGUAUAUCCAAGAUGGCGGCCACUCUGAAAUUUUUCGAAGAAGACCUGGAGACGAGAUCAGUUGAAAGAGAUUGGGAAAUAGUCGCCUGUCAAAAGUUUGCCUGAGUGAGACGAGUCGAAUUUUCUGGCUAAGAUUUAGUCGCAGUUUUGUCCUAAAAAGGCAGUAUGUUGCGGAGAAGAGCGCUUACUUUGUUUGGUUUCAAGAGUCCCUUUGUCUCUGCUGCUUGCUGCUUCUUAGCCACAGAAUCUGGAAGUGUAGAUAAGAAGAGCACAAGCAGGUUUGAGUUGGUGGAAAUGAGUGGUUGGUCAAAGGUAGUGCUGUCACCUGACCCAGUCACAUCUCUAGCUCAUUGUGUCAGUGCAGAUUUUGAUAUGACUGACGGCAUUGCUAACAAAUUUAGAAAGAAGUAUGGCACCUAUGAGGAUCUCAUCAGAAAAGGUCUUUAUUUUCAACAAGCCAGACAGGUGGGUGACAUUGCUGUGUUGGAAAGGAAUGAAUCAAGCUUUGUAUAUUACCUGAUGACAAGAGAAAAUUGGUGGGACCAUGCCACACCUUCGUCUAUGCGCGCCUGUUUAGAGCAAUUGAGAAUACACUGCCAAGAACAUGGUGUGGACAAGUUAACGAUACCUCGUCUGGGGACCGGCGUGGAUAAGAUCGAUUGGCCUUUCGUCAGAAGAAUUCUUGAAGACGUUUUCAAAGACACUGAUAUAUCAAUUACGGCAUAUACAUCAAGAUAACCUCGAUUCUGAGCACUUCAUAAAUUGAGUUUUUUUUUCUAUCAACUUAGAUCACGGGCACCAUAUCAAGAGGACGGCGAGAAGAACGCGCGGCAAAGUUGAGACAGGAAGGCGAGGACCUCGCGCGCUUCGCUCGUGGUAAAAGUCAGCGAAAAGGGCCCUCGCGCGUUUCUCGUUUCCUCUUUCCCUUGGAUCUGAUUUCCUGCAACAGAUAAAACACAUUAGCAUCACCCAACUAGUGGACUAAUGCAAAUCCUGCAUUUUGAUUGGCUACGCUACUAGAGGACUAUUAGUAAUA